Molecule: messenger RNA, 1170 nt
Organism: Apaloderma vittatum (bar-tailed trogon)
Lineage: Eukaryota; Metazoa; Chordata; Aves; Trogoniformes; Trogonidae
Gene: HDAC11
Product: histone deacetylase 11
Exons: 9
Coding region: 79-1065 (328 amino acids)
Molecular function (GO): histone deacetylase activity
Source: RefSeq, a predicted model, not a curated record
CACAGAACUGAAUUGUAUGAGGAUCCUCCGUCAGCAUGCUGCCCUAUCGUAUAUUCUCCAGACUACAACAUCACGUUCAUGGGACUUGAGAAACUGCAUCCAUUCGAUGCAGGGAAAUGGGGAAAAGUAAUCAAUUUUUUGAAAGAAGAAAAACUAAUUGCAGAUGACUUGAUUGUACAGGCGCGGGAGGCUACUGAUGAAGAUCUCUUGGUUGUUCACACAAGGCGCUACCUUAAUAAAUUAAAGUGGUCAUUUGUUGUGGCUACUAUCACAGAAAUUCCACCAGUUGCCUUUCUUCCCAAUUUCAUUGUCCAGAGGAAAGUUUUGAAACCUCUACGAACCCAGACGGGAGGAACAAUAAUGGCAGGAAAACUGGCUGUUGAGAGAGGCUGGGCAAUCAACGUGGGGGGUGGCUUUCAUCACUGUUCCAGUGACAAAGGUGGAGGAUUUUGUGCAUACGCUGAUAUCACGCUGGCUAUAAAGUUCUUAUUUGAAAGAGUCCAGGGGGUGUCUAAAGCCACAAUUAUUGAUCUGGAUGCUCAUCAGGGAAAUGGCCAUGAGAGGGACUUCAUGGAUGAUCCUCGGGUGUAUAUUAUGGAUGUGUACAACAGAUACAUUUAUCCAGGGGAUGGAUUUGCGAAACGCGCCAUAAAACGCAAGGUGGAAUUAGAGUGGGGUACAGAAGACGCCGAAUACCUUCAGAAGGUACAUACUCACGUGGAAGGAGCGUUAAACGAGUUAAAGCCCGACGUCAUUGUUUAUAAUGCUGGGACUGAUAUUCUGGAUGGCGAUCCGUUGGGAGGACUCGCUAUUUCGCCUCAGGGAAUUGUGAAGAGAGAUGAAGUCGUGUUCAAAGCUGCCAGAAGACGCAGGAUCCCAAUCCUGAUGGUGACGUCUGGAGGCUACCAGAAGAGGACCGCGCGGAUUAUUGCCGAUUCCAUCCUCAAUUUGCAUAACCUGGGGCUUAUCGACAAGGAGCUGGCAACCAGCGGAGCCGAAAAUCCCAAGGUAGAGCAGAUGAUCAGAGACGCUGCUAAAGACUUAACCAACUUGUCGCUGCAAUGACGAGUUGCUAAGUUUUAGGAAAGGGCUUCCCGCUGCGGGAGCAGGAGGUCUCCACGUCCUUAUCAGGUUUAAUGUCACACGUUUAAAAAGGCUCCACUUGCCUGU